Alligator mississippiensis (American alligator) is the source of this 12038-nucleotide messenger RNA. Its product is annotated as maestro heat-like repeat-containing protein family member 2B. The record is from RefSeq and is a predicted model, not a curated record. The transcript is spliced from 13 exons. NCBI's taxonomy places the organism in Eukaryota, Metazoa, Chordata, Crocodylia, Alligatoridae. The coding region runs from base 9066 to 9938 and encodes 290 amino acids. Gene Ontology annotation, cellular component: cytoplasm.
AUCCAUAUAUGCAGAACCAUAAACUAUUUGUCCAAAAGGCUGAUGUGCCCAUUAGUAUGAAGGGGUCAUGAGUUCUAAGGCUGUCUUAAUCUUCUAGUAUCAAGAUUAUUUUAUUUGUUCCUUGAGAAGUAUAGAGGCAAAGGUGUUAAACUAUAAUAUACAUUCUAUGUGAAAGAUUAUAACCAAAGCAAGAAACUGAAAUUAAGUACACAUACACUUUACUGGUGGGGGGGGAGGAGAGAGAGAGAGAGAGAGAGAUCUCAAAAUGUAAGUGUAUUUAUUUUGAGUGUUUCUUAACUUCGACUUGCUUUGUUUAUUUGUCUUUCAGUCUAAUUCUUUGAUUUGGACCUUGCUGUUAGCUAUAUCUCAUGAAAUUUUAAAAGACUAAAAAUUGGCAGAUGUGGAUUAAGAAUAAUUAAGUUUGUUCACCUGGUAUCAGAUUUUAUUUUUAUACAUUUUUGGUCUUAAAUGGAAAGAAUCUUUCUAGGAUGUUUAUUGCUCUAUUAGACAGUCAUGCACCUGUGUUAAUUUUACAUGAAUCACCUAAACACUUGCAUUUUAUUUUUAAAUGAUUUGUCAGUGACUUCCUUGAGCAAUCUCUUUUGAGUCUUUUUGUAUGGCUUCCUUGCUUAGUUUUGCCACUUCGAUCAGUGUCCUGGACCUGGCUUGCAGUAGAACUGCUCAUCCACUCCUGGAACCCUAUAUAAAGGCUUGGCGUGCUAAUUGGCAACUCGCUGUGGACUGGCGACCGGUGGCUCGCGGACCAGCACCGGUCUGGGGACCACCACUUUUGAGAAGCACUGUCCUAACCCACAAUCCUACUUUCUCCUCCUCCGAUUCCAUUUUGAUAAGGCUUGAUGUAUAACACUCCUUGACAUAGAGCGCAACCUCUCCCCCCCACUCUAUCCUUUCUGUACAGCUUAUAGCCCUCAAUGUGUACCACCCAGUGGUGAGUAGAGUUCCACCAGGUUUCUGUUAACUCCACUGAGGCGUAAAUGUUUUCUGCAAGCAGGAGUGCUAAUUCAUCCUGCUUGCUCCCCAUUCUCCUAGCAUUAGUGUAUAGGCACUUGAGCCCUGCGACUGGAGCCUUUGUUGCCCCCUGGCUCUGAUGCCCUGUGGGCCCCUGAUUGCUUACCUGCUUAUUGCUUACCUGUGCUGUACUACUGGACGUCCCAUGGAUUGCAGGUUCCUGAUGUUGUCCUUCUUCUGCCUCCCUGUCCCCUGUCUGAGCUAGUUUAAAGCCCGUUGUAGGAGAUCAGCCAACCUGUUGGAGAAAAGACUUACCUUUCGCUGAGAGGUAAAGUCCACCGCGCCCCAGGGAGUCCCUUGCCAGGAAGUGUGGGUCGUGGUCUAGGAAGCCAAAUCCUGCAUGAUGGCACCAACUCCUGAGCGGCAGGUUGACCUCUUUGAUGCAGGCGCUGUGAUGCCUACUGCGACCUCUGCCCGGGAGGAUGGACGAGAAGACCACCUGCACCCCCAUCUCCCUAAGCCUGGCCCCCAGAGCCUUGUAGUCACCCAUGACAUGGUCAGGACUAUUCCCAGCUGUGUCAUUGGUUCCCACGUGGAUGAGUAAUUUGCAUAUAGGCUAAGUACUCAAAGUACCUACAACAUGGUUCAUCCAGAAUUGAUGUGUUUAAACUUUUUUGCAAACUGCUGCAAGUUUCAGUACAGGUACUCUACAAACAAGCUUUUGAGCCGCAGUUUUAUAUCUACUUAUAAACAGUACUAAUUAUGCAUGAUAUUAGUCCAAAGCCAAAAGGCUUAUAGUUUUAUCAUGUAGUUCAUUGAGCUGGGCCCCAAUAGAGUAAAGAAUGUGUCAAGCUAUUGUGACCCCGUAGCUCAGCUGUGUGGGUGCAUGCGUGCUUCUGCUCUAGACAUGUGCCUCCUCUCCCCCCCACAAAGGAUCCAUGUGCUAAUUAGCAUCCUCACUUAUGACUGGAACUAGGUGUCCCUGCAAGAGUCCUGAGAUUCUCCAAAGAUUUGGUGUGAAUGAGGUGUGGGGCCAUCUGGUUUGGCUCUACCUCCAAGGAAGGUAGGGCCACCAAUCUCAUGCCAUGGGCUGAAAGAGUGGGUGACAGAGCUUCUCAUCUACAUAGACUUGGUGAUGUUUGCUACACAUUUAAGGUGGGGAAGGAACAGGAAUAAUUGGAAAUGGAAAAAGAAGGCACCUUGUUUCCCCAUUUCCAAUUAUUCCUGUUUUUUCACCAAUCUUAAAUGUCUAGCAAAUAUCACCAAAAGUCUGUGUAGAUGAGAAGCGCUGCUCAGCUGUGGGAGUGAAGAGUAAGUUAAAAAUGCAUUUAAUGUACUGGUUUACUGUGAGUUUAAAAAGAGUUGGUGCUGAGGAGGACUGACCACAAUGGGCACUAUAACUUAUUCAGUUGGGCUGCAUUAACCUAGCCUCCUGGCAGGGGAAAUACUGUGAUCACUGAGGUGGUUUUCCUAGUCGUUGGGGGUAACCGCCCUUCUGCAACAGGGCAGUACCCACUGAGGUAUGUAGAGUUAACGUCCCACUUGCACUUCCAGGGGGAAGAUCUUGGCUUUACUCCCACUUCAGGGAGCAAUCUCCCACUUCCAUAGUUUCCUCCUGCAGCCCUACAGCUGAGGGCAAGCCAAGCUCAGGGGUAUCUGAGCCCCAAGCUUUGGGGCAGGGUGAAAACUGCAGGCUUGGUAGCCCUGACUGAGGCCAUGGAGCCUGCUAGCUUUCAAGGAGAUAAGUGCAGGGGUUUCUGGGAAAUUGCACCUUGGGCUGCUGAUGAGCAAAAGUUAUGACACGUGUCUGUGUGUUAAGGCACACCCUCACUGGUGCUGGGGCCUCUACACGGCACAGUAGUUUGCCCAAAUGAGGCCUUCCUUUUCCCCUGUAGCCUCAGCUCAGUCCACCACUUUAACCAACAAUAGGUAAUAAAAUAACUAAGUGAGGACUGACACUAGCACCAGCAGCGUCUCAGGCAGCCAAGCUCUGACAGCCUUUCUUUCCUCUCCUGCAGGAGCUGCUUCUCCAGCAGCUGCCCUGGGGCUUAGAUGUGCCCACGGCCCUGCAUCCUUCCAGUCAGGUGCUAGAGGUGUUGGUCUAAGGACAUAGCACUGGAAGAGGUCCUUUGGGUCAAUCUAAUCUGAUGUCUUUUAGCAGACCAACUGAAAAAUUACAGAAAUAUAUCUUAGCAAGCUUUCCAGUUGAAAAACUCUUCAUCAGGCUGAGGAAGCACCUGCAGUUGGUGUGUGUGCUGUUCCUGGAUCCAAGGAAUAGUAAAGAAGCCAGAGGCUGACAUGCAAUGCUGGCAAGAAAGCCAGUCAGUGAAAAUGGAAAUGGAGGUGUCAGGGGGUGAGGGACAGGCUGGGGUGGGGGAGGAAGGGUGAUGUAGCAGCGCUGGUAAAAGUGGAGAGGUGCGUGGGGAGUUCCACUGUCUGUUGAGUCCAUGAGUGUCUGUCCCUAGGAGGUUGCUGAAGUGCAGUUCAUAGGCUUAUGUGUGAAAAGUCUCUGCACAUGUUCUGUCUGAGAGUCCAAUAUUUAUGCAUUCUUCACUGCAGAUUUCUACCAACAUCAGUGAUGCUGCUAUUGCCUGGGAUCUCUGGAGGGAAAGUCCAUGCAAGAGCCUAGGACCAUCAUUUAUAAGGAGUGGACGGGAAACUCCUGCUUACCAUUGUUGUCCCCUUGUUGUUCCUCCUUUUUCCUGCCAGUGCUUUCUCCAUCAACUGUUUGUGCAAAGAAGUUGCUAAAAGCAUGAAGAGACCUCAAACUUUGGUUUUUUUUUCUAUCUAAGGCCUCUGCCAUUUGGUUCUUGAGAAGAAGCCUAAUGAGGAAGACUUCUUUGUGGAAGAGCGGGAAUCACAGAAGAGGAGGAACAAUCCCUCAGCAAGAAACAACAUGUCACCAGCAGCUUCUUUCCUUUCCUUGUUGGAGGAGGAGGAUGACAGCAGUUUCACAUCCUACACUGAAAUGCCUAGGUUCCCAAAGAGAGACCCGAACUGCCGAGUGUCCAGUGCGAGUCAGAAAGGGUUGGAGUCCAGUUCUGAAUCAGGAGUCUCCCAGCUGGACGGAGGGUCUGUGCCCAACUUUACAGGGUGUGGGGUGUCUUAUAUUUGUCUGGAGGGAGACUGAAGAGGACACCUUGGCUUUCCAAGACAGCGAGAGAACCUCCUUUCGGACAGCUCCUCCUUGGGAGACUCUAGAUAUCCAGCAGAAGGAUACAAGCAGCAUAAUGUUGGCCCCUGUCCAUGUCCACAAGAGGCCUUCCUUCAGGUGAGUGUGCUGACAGAGGGUCUUCAUUUUAACCCUUCCUCUGAGGACUUGCAUCUCUCCGCAAGGGGCCACCUUCAACCUGACCUGGAGAGACUUCCCUUCCCUGAGCACAUAACUUACUUGAAAGUACGAGUCUCUGAGGACUCCAGUAAGCUUCCUCCACACGGCACUGGCCUUGGUACUUGACAGUUCGCAGGGGACAAGGACAUUUCAAGUGACUGUGACAGCGAGACAGACUUUCUGGCCACAUACUCAGCAGGAGGAACAGUGCCUCCGUCCACCAUGCUAAGGGAGACUUUUGAAGCUGGGACACGGGGAAAGCAUGGGACUGUGGAGGAAAAAAUCUUGAAAAAGCUUAAAUUCCUGGGUUCUCUGCAGGUGCAUUAUAUGUCAAGAAACUGAUGGUAUCAUGGGAGGAAUGAAAGGACAAGCCAUUUGUCAGCCUGUGCCUUUUUGUGCAGCACUACCCAGAGAGGGUAGCUUCUACUUAUAUCUGUCUUAUCAGGUGCUACAGCUCCAACUGCAAAAAAAAAGGUGUGCUUUCACUGCAGGUAGCUAACACCCAUUCACCAUCCUGCUGCAUCACUGGUCACCAUUCAGUGACCAAAGUCGCUGUGAUUUUACUGCUGGGCAAAUAGGACAAACUCAAACGUAGUGAUGAUCUCACACAUCUCUCUUGCAGCAAACACUGCAGGUGCCUUGCCAUCCCAUAGGAAUUCAUGGUGAGAUAUGGAUUGUGUGUGAAACCAGCAUUUUUUUUACAGGGAGAUAAUUAUCAGAAAAAGCAAAGUCUGAAACAACCAGCCCAUGCUGGCAAUGUGGCAGGUUUCAGUUGCAUGAGGUUUGGGACCCAAGCUGAUCCACCACCAGUUGCUCACCUGGGGUUGUGAAGUUAUUCCCCCUCCUUGGGGGCCAAAGUAAGGCUUGAAAUUUGUUUCCUUCACAGAUAUUUUGCCACAUUUGCUUUGUGUGGGUUCAGGAGAAACUCGUGGUCACCAUGUCUCCGAACAGAAGAAAAAUCAAAGCCAAAAAUAUAGGCUGUGUUUAUUUUUGUUAUUUUUUCAUUGGUUCAUAGAUUCAUAGAUGUUAGGGUCGGAAGGGACCUCAAUAGAUCAUCGAGUCCGACCCCCUGCAUAGGCAGGAAAGAGUGCUGGGUUCAGAUGACCCCAGCUAGUUGCCUAUCUAACCUUCUCUUGAAGAUCCCCAGGGUAGGGGAGAGCACCACCUCCCUUGGGAACCCAUUCCAGACCUUGGCCACUCGAACUGUGAAGAAGUUCUUCCUAAUGUCUAGUCUAAAUCUGCUCUCUGCUAGCUUAUGGCCAUUAUUUCUUGUAACCCCCAGGGGCACCUUGGUGAGUAAAGCCUCACCAAUUCGCUUCUGUGCCCCCACGAUGAACUUAUAGGCAGCCACAAGGUCGCCUCUCAACCUCCUCUUGCGGAGGCUGAAGAGGUCCAGGUGCCCCAGUCUCUCCUCAUAGGGCUUGGCCUGCAAGCCCUUAACCAUACAUGUGGCCCUUCUCUGGACCCUCUUCAGGUUAUCCACAUCCCUCUUGAAGUGUGGUGCCCAGAAUUGCACACAGUAUUCCAACUGCAGUCUGACCAGCACCCGAUAGAGGGGAAGUAUCACCUCCUUGGUUCUGUUAGUCAUGCAUCUGCUGAUGCACGAUAAAAUGCCAUUAGCUUUUCUGAUGACAUCGUCACACUGCCGACUCAUGUUCAUCUUGGAGUCCACUAGGACUCCAAGAUCCCUUUCCACUUCCAUGCUACUGAGCAGGUCAUUUCCUAGGCAGUAGGUAUGCUGGACAUUUUUCCUCCCUAAGUGCAACACUUUGCAUUUAUCCUUGUUGAAUUGCAUUCUGUUGUUUUCUGCCCAUAUGUCCAACCUGUCCAGAUGUUAGGGGCUGGAAGGGAUCUUACAAGAUCAUGAGGUCCAGCCCCCCUGCACUGGGGCAGGAAAGAUGGCUUUAUUUUGGUUUGUAUAAAAAUAUGUUGGAGGUGAAAUUAGUCUCGCUGAGCAGAGCAGCUCAGUGGUGCUAUGGACUGAUUGAUAACUGCCUGUUUGCAUUUGCCCGGCCAGCCCAACUGAGGGCACCUCUACACCCCUGGGAAACCUGCUGCCUUGAUAUUCUGAAUGAUAUUCUAAGUUCUCCAUCUCCUGUCUCUCCUCCCCGGGCGCUAUUGGUUGUCGGUGGGUGCGGUUCCCAUGCUGGCUGGGUCUGGAUCCUGCCCAUCCCUCUGAGCAAAGUCAAAGCUUCACUAAACUAUAUAAGAGUGGGGGAUGGAGGGUGCGGGCAGGCCAAGUGGCUGGUGGUGAGACCUCGCACUUUUACUUACGUUAUCAGGUCAAAGGAACUUGUUGGCAGUAGCAUAUGUGUAGGAUGUACUGCCUUUGAUGGGAGUUCAUGCACUGCCAUUGACCCCUGUUCGCAAGGAGGUUUGUACCUCACAAGAGGUACAAACCCCUGUUUGUACCUGCAGGGUACAAAUGGAGGCCUUUAAUGCUUCCCUCCUUCCAAGGACUGGGAGAUCCAAAGGGCAGAGCAGCUGAUGUGGGAGCUGGUUAACUGCAUGCAAAGCCUUUCAUCUUCCCAUAUCAGCAUACCUCAUGUCUUCUAUGACUAGAGACAGCAACAACAAGGCUAUGAUUGAGAUUGGCACUCCAGAGUAUUGUUUCACACUAGUCCUAAGGCGGGACUGACACCUGUCCCCAGAGGUCUGUGUGAAGUGAACCAGGAGUUUUAAUCCAGCUCCUGUAGAUGGGAAUCCUAGCCCCAGACACCAAACCAGACUUCCUUCCGUCUUUAAAUCUGAAGAGACGGCAUGAGCUAAGAGGAAAUGGCACGUGGAAGACAUCCCAUUUCUUUAUAGAAGGAGUUAAGAUGAUGGCCUAGUUCCCAGAGCGUGUGAGCACCUGCAGCAGGAGUGAAAGGGUGAUGUCUGUUUCUGAAGUUCAAGCCAGAAGCAUGCAAUAAUCGAGGGAAACUGCUGCACAUACUGCAUGCCUGACCUGCCGCUAGCAGGCACCAUUUUAGAAGACUGAUGUUUGCGCUCGGCACCCUGUAAGAUGCCGCACAGCCAGCCUUAAUAGUAUGGUAAACUUUGGCAUAACUUCACUGAUAUGGAACUGAGACAUCGCGCACCUAAGAUCACAGGCCUUGCUAUUGCUAAGUUCAGAGAAGUGCUCAUGCAGGUAGCUCUGCACAGAGCGGGUGUCAGCCUCUCGCUGUGUUUUGAAGGAAGAAAAGGGCUUGAUUAAGCCAGAUGCUGCAUUCACGUAAAAAUUAUAACAGCUCCACCAUCUUGUACAGUUCCUCCAUUCACUUCGUUAUUUUACUUGUCUUGCAGGUCCUCCAGUGUAUGCAGGCGCACACUGCACUUAAUCACAUCUGUUCGUUUAGCAGUACAUGCAACCGUUCUAGUAUCAUCGGGAAAAGCUCCCUUCCCCUCCAUGAAUUACAGGCAAUCUCGGGAAAAGCAAGAGCAAACCCUCUGCAGUGAGACUGAUACAUCAGAGGUCUCUGAAAAGGGGCUCAAGAGGUCUUAGUUCAGUUCCCUGCACCAGCACAUGUCUUCUAGACCUGCCACUUACUCUCUCUUUGCCUCCCUAUCCUCAUCUGCUAAUUGAGAAUAGUGAUCGUUGGCAAUCUGACAGGGGUUGUGUAUGAGUUAAAUAACUAAUGUUUAGGGGAUAUGGCAGCAACAAGGGAUUGAAAUGAGAGCACCUUUAUAUACAGAUUUUCUACCUCGUGAGACAUUUGUGUGAGAUUCCCAUUGGGCCAGGUUUUAAAGUCCUGAAUCAUUGACUUCUCCAGUAGAUUUCCUGGCAGUGUCCACCCUGCACCCACCACUGGGGGCACUGGAUGGAGGGGGUGGGUGGGGCCUGCAUGUAGGCAGACCCAGGAACCAUGUCGGCAGGAUGCAUUUGGCAGGCUGGAUGGACAAGAUGGUUGCAGCCCAGUGGUGUAACAUCUGAGGGCUACAACAAGCCUUUUUGGACAACAAGAUGCAAAAUCAAAGGAGGUCAAAAACUAGCAAGUGAGAGGAAGCUUUUCCUGGUUCCUCCAUGGGCAGACUUAAAUACUCGAUCAGUGUUGGAAGGUACAGCACACCUAGAGAAGACAGGAAACUUGAAGGUGAUCUGGGGGACUAGGAUAUUCUACAUCAAAACAAAUUUACCCUCCUCUGGGAAUACUUGUAUCUGGAGCCUUUUGCAGCCCUGUGAAAGCUUCCCUGAUACACAGCCCCUCAUUGGUCAGCAGCCACCUGUGAGGUAGAACAUGGUCACCUAGUUGUCAUAGUGGUGCUUACAUCACAAAGGCUGUUGGCUCACCUCUUUCCUGGGUCCUAGACCUGGAGCCCUGAGUGCCUCCGGACGCCUUCGUGAUAGGAGCUGCUCAGCGCGUUAGAGAAGGAAAGCUUGUUGAAGCCAACUUUGAACAAUGAAAGUCAUCGAUCUGACACAACCCGGCAGAAGUAAUAUCCCCACCAUGUUCUCCAUGCCUAAUCUCUAGUCCCACACCCCUUCUUGGAAGCACAAGGAAUAGCUGGAUUAGCUAAAAUCAGCUUUGCUACAGCUAGAUUUUCAGUUGUGCAAACCACUGUUACUUGGGGGCCUGGACUGCAGCUUGGGUGAUCGAUACCAGGUCAGGAUCAAGCCUUCAGCCCCUGAACACUGAUAUGCCUCCAGUCAUUGGAGACUGUGUUAGAUGUUCUGGGAAAGGCCUCCUUCCAUCCCCAAGGUUUUUCCACCAGUGGUGCCUCUGCAGGGAGAUGCCUGGUGGACCAAGCUCAGGGCAAUCUUGGCCCAGGGUUUGGCCAGGCAGACAUGGACCUUGACAUUACUGUGAGCCUUCUGCUGGAGAGACUCCAACAGGAGGAGGAGAUGAGAGUAACCAUUUACUCCAGCCUGCAGGAAGUCUUGCAGGGGGACAUAAAGAGCCUGGAUAGGAACCUUGUCAGGAGGAUCAUCCACUUGGCCUCCAAAGACAUGAGGGAGACCCAGCAAGAAAAUGAUGAAGUGCGGUUGGCAGCAGGAAAAACCCUCGUGGCACUUGCUGGCAUCUUUUAUAAUUGGGUGAUGUAUGAGCUGCAGUGUCACAUGGGGAUCAUGGAGCUCCCUCCAAUUUACUUCGUGAUUACACUGGGCGACGUGGCCUCAGCCUAUGCACUGAGGUCUGAGCCCUUCCUUGUGCUGACGCUCAGCAAAUUGCGUUUUGUGCUGAGGCUGGUGGAGACCGACCAGAUGAAGCAGGUGCUGUGUGGAGUUGUGGAAGGCUUUGCCCGGGCUGCCAACCUGAAAUUCCAUAUCGGGGACGAGAGCUCGUUCCACAGCUGUCGGGCAGCCGACUACGGUUUUCAUGUGCUCCCUUUCUUGAACUUCAUGAGCAGCAGCUGGCUGACAAGCGAGGACCUGGAGAGUCUGAGCCAGAUCUUGGAGAUGGCCUAUGAUUUUGAGGUCCCUCUCCCCGAUGGGAAACUCAAGAGCAUCUGCUUUGCCCUGCACACCCAGGUGUGUGAUAUCGCACAGCUGCUGGAAUCAGAGAUCCAGGUCAAGGUGUUCUACUGUCUCCGCCUGCUUGGUAAGGAGAGGGGGCUCCGAGUGACACGGGGGUUUCCUUCGAACCUCCCUGCUGUGUGCCAAACCCUGGACAGGGGAAUGAGAACGAGGAGUGCUGAGGCCACUGAGUGCUGGAGAUGAGCCAGAAAAAGUGUGCAGUAGUCAAGGCCAUGAGGUGCACGCUUGGUGAUCAGAGCACUGAGGUGAGGUGCUUUGUGAGUAGUGGCUGUGCUGGGGAUGGCACAUGGACCUGACACAAAAUUCCCACCCGAGAUUCUUGGUUCUCUUGUAGAGAGAACCUUUCUUCCCUGUCAGCGUCUUCAGGGAAGGCAGUGCAGAGAGUCUGCCCCGUUGCUUCCAGAGCUGGGGAGAGUCAGGAUCUGGGGAAGUGUUAUCAGCUUGCCAGUGGGGAGGGGAUCUGCUUUCCCUGAGAUGCCAAUAUGGGACUACUGAGUAGCAAAGACACGCUGUUCUCUUGCCUCUUUAUAAACCCUAGAAAUAAAAUUGGAGGCCUGGAGACCCUUCUCCUUCCCUGUUAUCCUUUACAAGGUUUGAGGGAGGGGUUGUGCCUGUCAUAUUGAAUGUAAUAGUUUGAAUGUUUGUAAUAGUUGCCCAUUAGCCAGUUUAGGAAGAAGACACGAUUUAUCUUAUCUAGGCUAUUCUUUUGGCCUACUUGCGGAAGGUCCUGACUUGGCUCAAAGUCUUAACUCUUGAAUUUUGUCUUUAGAGGCCUUUAACAAAGUUAACAUAAAAAUGACCCUUAAGCAAACAUCCCACAUUCUGAGAGAUCAAACCCUAGGGCCUUUGACAAGAUUGGAAAUAAAAGUCAAUUCAGUGAUAAGGAAAUUCCCCAAAGUAAUUAGAAUAGCCAAGAAAAUAAACUGAUUACCAAGCAAAAGAAUCUGUUAAGUAAGAUCCGAGCCCAAAUUUGGGAGUAGUGACAAGUUUGGGUAGGAGGGGCCCAAGACGGCAACUCACUCGAUAAAAACUGUAACCUACUGUCCCAAUUUGGAGGUAACCUCACUUGCAGAAUAUCGAAGGAAGAAUCGCAAGUGUAAGCCUCUCCGUGAACACGAAUCUCUUAGUUCACGCUGAAGCCGCGGAGCGCCCGAAAGGGACUGAAGGAAGGGGACUUGUUCCUAUCACUGCUGAGGCCAGCCCAUUGAAUCGUACUACUGAGACCAACUCUAAAACCAUAACUAAAGAAUGAAGGUAUACCUGGGGAUUUGGUUUCUCGGAAUUCUAGGAUUGUAAGUAUAUUAUGAAAAAUAAUAGUAUUGAUUCCAGUUCAACUUUUAGUUGUAAUUGUAGUUGUUUUUGUAAUACUAAUUCUUAUAGCAUUGUUUGGGAAGGAAGUGCAUUUGGAGCAUUGUUUCUGAUAUAUGUAGUUAUUGUGUUCUUAAUGUUUGUGGUAUUUCUUAAAGCUAAGCAGUGUUAUAUGCGUAGCAAAGAAUUUUAAAAUAAAAUUGUGUUGUAUGAAUUAAGUGUGUAAUCAUUGUGAAAUCGUGCAAGUAGCUAAAAAUUUCCCCAGCCAGUGCAUCAAAAGAAUCAGUAAAUUGUGUGGGAUUUUCUCUAUUCCAUAACCCACUAGAGACAGUGCCAUGGCCGGUCCCUGCCACCAUUAGGACAUAAGGGCCGUCCUGACUCCAAUCUGUCCUCUCCUCCCCUCCAGGUGAAGAAGGCCAUCCUUCAUUUCCUCAGGACACUGCUCAGUGUGCAGGGCCUGGAUGACUGGGCCUGGGACUUAGUGGCCUAUAUUUUCAAGCAGUCCAGCUUGUCUAGCAGCCAAAUGAAGUCCAAAAACCGUUCCAGUCAGGAUGCUGAGGAGGAACAGAGCAUCCGAGCCACCUGUGUGGAGAUCCUGGAAAAUCUGGAUGUCUCAAUCAGUGGUAUGAGCCAAGAAGGUGAUCAGUUAGUUGCUGCCCUUGCAUUAUCAAGGAAUUUCUCUUCAUCCCCUGUACCUCUUCUCUGGGCAAUUCUCUGCAUUGGCAGGGUAAUGGAGAUAGAUCAUGGCCAGUGCUGGCCGUGAGUUAUGGAGCAAGCUGCCGCCAUUUAAGGAUUGACAUACAACACCCCAGCUGCAAGGGAUCCCUGUGCUGAGCUGGCCUCCUCAUUCUCUUUCCUUGCUCUGUGCAGUUUUCUCUGAAAUUGAGACUUGUUUGGCCAGUGUUAGAACAGGGUUUCAGAGAUCAGCUAUUCCUGAGAGACAGACAUGAGGUCAUGGGUGGGGGAAGGACCCUC